Molecule: messenger RNA, 2649 nt
Organism: Dalotia coriaria
Lineage: Eukaryota; Metazoa; Arthropoda; Insecta; Coleoptera; Staphylinidae
Product: organic cation transporter protein-like
Exons: 5
Coding region: 695-2293 (532 amino acids)
Biological process (GO): transmembrane transport
Cellular component (GO): membrane
Molecular function (GO): transmembrane transporter activity
Source: RefSeq, a predicted model, not a curated record
UCGCAACUGGCGGCUCGCGACUCGCGAGUUGUAAGCUGUCUGUCGGUGGUCGCGGAACGAGGAAAGGAGUAAAUACAGGAGUAUAAAUGUAUUACUAUCAGUGCGCCUGCCGACAGAACGCGCGACGAAAUCGCAUCGAACGGGCCUGAUAAAUAAAUCCACCAAAUAUUUACAGUGAAGUUAAUACAUUUAAAAAAAAUAAAAAAUGAUUAAGUGAAAAAAAUUUAAAAAAUUUAAAAAUUUAUAAAAAUUAUUAAAAUAUAAAAACGCGCAUAAAUUUCUUCCAAAAUUAAAAUAAAUAAAUUUUAUUAUAUAAAAAUUAAAUUAUUAUAAGAAUUUAUGAUGUUCUUAGUCAACACGUAGUAACAAAUCCGAGAAACGUGUAGAAGUGAUUAAAGUAUUUGCUGAAAAUUGUCUGGUGAUAACAGAUGAGCAACAUACUAUCGUACUUAAUAAAAAUUGAAGUUAAUGAAUGAAUAAACAUUUAAACUCUGAAAUUAAAACUGAAGCAGAAACCGGAUUUAUUGAAAUCCGUUGGAGAGAUCAAAGUGCAAAUUGUUUGAUUUUUUUAUUUUUUGUUUUUGGUGCGAUAAUCGUGCGACUUAAUUAAUUUAAAAGUGGGUUGGACUUUCUCUCAACAAUAUCAACAUUAUCUGCAUUAUCAACAAUAAGAAUUAUUAAAUAAAAAUAAAACAUGAUAAUCUCACAGGCAAUUGGCGAUUAUGGCCGCUGGCAGUUCAUAUUAACCUUACUACUUGCUUUCUGCAAUAUCCCAUCAACGUUUCAUAUAUUCGUGCCGACAUUCCACGCACGCGCACUGGACACAUGGUGUGCCAGGCCUGCCAACUUCACGGAAGUAGAUCCGUUACAAUGGCGGCAAAAAACACAAAAACCCAACGAUUACUGCAAAGUAAUCAGGGAACAAGACCUGAAAUUACAAGAUGGCGAACUACAAGUAGCUGUAGAUGCAAAAUACAUUGAUUGCACCACGUGGGAAUUCGAUGGAGAAGGUAGUACAUUAAUCACCGAAUAUGGAUUGUUAUGCUCCAAAGCCAAUCUCAUAAGCAUAGCGGAAAUGGUUUUCCUUGGAGGUGUGGCUGUUGGUGGUCUUGUGAGUGGAAUCAUCUCAGAUCGUUAUGGACGCAAGAAAACCCUUCUGGGUUCUGUAGCAAUACAAACCAUUUUGGGGGUUAUAAUUGCAUUCAAUCCUUGGUUUGAGAUGUAUUUGUUUCUGAGAGCAAUUUUGGGUUUUGUAUCGGUUUCGGUGGUUUUCAGUGGAUUUGUAUUGAGUAUUGAACUUGUUGGUGGAGUAUGGCGGACUGUCGCUGGUAUUUCCUACUUAUUCCCAACUUCGAUUAGUUUUGGGCUUAUUUCUGCAAUUGCGUAUUUUAUUCGUGAUUGGCGCACGUUGCAGUUGGCUAUUUCAUUGCCAGGAGCGUUGAUUUUGAGUUAUUGGUGGUUUGUUCCUGAAUCUCCACGUUGGUUAUUAGCAAUGGGUCGCACUGCAGAAGUCCUGAAAAUCCUCGAAACAGCCGCAAAGUUUAACAAUCGAAAAUUACCUGCUAAUAUUGAUAAACAAUUAUUACCUACAUCGAAUUCUAUCAAUAAUGAAACAAUGGGAGUGAUGGAUCUUUUCAAAACACCAAAACUACGCAAAAUCACACUUUGUUUAUUCGUUAUUUGGUUUUCUGUUUAUUUUAUCUACUAUGGCAUAACCUUAAACCUUGGAAACAUUGGUGGUGAUCUAUAUUUAGCAUCUGCGUUGAGUGGAUUGGUUGAAGUACCUGCGUUGGCGAUAAGUAUCGCCAUCUUGUUGAAAAUGGGAAGAAGAUGGCCGCUGGCACUCACUGUUUUCUUCUCUGGGUGUUUCUGUCUGAUGAUUAUUCCGGUUCCGUAUGUUUUGAAUAACGCGCAGUGGUUGAUCACCAGUUUUGCUAUGAGUGGGAAAUUUUUAAUUGCUGCGUCGAAUUCGAUUAUGCCAGUGUUUACAGCUGAGUUAUACCCGACGAAAAUACGGAAUAUUGGAGUGGGGGCUAAUAAUGUACCUGCUGGUAUAGCUUUGAUGCUUGUUCCUUACUUGUGGGAUAUGGCGAUGUUUCAUGAAUGUGUACCUAUGUCUAUCCUAGGAGUUUCCGGUUUGGUAGGAGGGUCUAUUGUGUUACUGUUACCGGAAACCGGAAACUCACAACUGCAGGAAAGCAUCGAAAACAGUUCGGAUGAAGAAUUGUUCAAGAAAACUAAUAAAAUCAUGGUGGAAUCAUGUUCGAAUAACGGAUCAGCUGCUUCUAUGUAAAUUAAUUUUGAAAAAAAUUAUUUGUUUACGAAUUAUUUCGAAUGUUAUCAAAAUAAUUGCAACAAAAACAUUACUCGUGAUACGUUUACUCUUAACUCUUAAAUAUUUAUUGUAUAAUUUAUGCUGAAAUUGCUACAAAGUAUUUCAAAACACGAUUUAGAAAUUUUGAAAGUUUUCUGUUAUUGUUAUUAAAAAUAUCUAUGGAUAAAGUUCUUUUUGGGAACUGUAAUGAUAAUAUUUACUGAUAGUUACCGAUUAUAUACCAAUUAUUACUAUUAGAUAGUGUAAGUUUGUUUGUUACCAAAAAUUUAGGAUAUUUUGUAAUAAAUAAACGUUUUUUGUACAAAAAAUCAAAA